GUACAGUGCGUCAUCAGGGUGCGCUUUGCGGGCGCGCCGAGGUUGCCGGAAGUUGGGCAGCGUCGGCAAACAAGAGCGGCAGCCAUGGGGGAUCCCAGACUUCCCAAACUGCAGUUCGCCCCGUUCAGCAGCGCCCUGGACGUGGGCUUCUGGCACGAGCUGACCCAGAGGAAACUGAAUGAGUACCGGCUGGACGCGGCCCCCAAGGACAUCAAGGGCUACUACUACAACGGUGACUCCGCUGGGCUGCCGGCUCGCCUGACGUUGGAGUUCAGCGCUUUUGACAUGAGUGCCCCCACGCCUGCGCACUGCUGCCCUGCUGUCGGAACACUGCACAACACCAACACGCUUGAGGCUUUCAAGACUGCAGACAAGAAGCUGCUUCUGGAACAGGCGGCAGACGAGAUCUGGGAGUCCAUCAAGUCGGGUGCUGCUCUUGAAAACCCUGUGCUCCUCAACAAGUUCUUGCUCCUGACGUUUGCAGAUCUAAAGAAGUAUCACUUCUACUAUUGGUUUUGCUAUCCUGCCCUCUGCCUUCCAGAGAGCAUACCUCUCAUUCAGGAGCCAAUGGCUUUGGAUCAAAGGUUUUCAUCAAAACAGAUCCAUGCCCUCCAGCGUGCAUAUGAUGGUCUCUGCCAAACAGAAGGAGUCUCGGCCCUGCCGUACUUCUUAAUCAAGUAUGAUGACGAUGCAGUGCUGGUUUCACCGCUUAAACACUACAGUGACUUCUUCCAAGGUCAAAGGACAAAGAUAACAGUCGGUGUCUAUGACCCCUGUAACCUAGCCCAGUACCCCGGAUGGCCUUUGAGGAAUUUUUUGGUCCUAGCAGCCCACAGAUGGAGCAGCAGCUUCCAGUCCGUCGAAGUCCUUUGCUUCCGCGACCGCACCAUGCAGGGGGCGAGAGACAUCGCGCACAGCAUCAUCUUUGAAGUGAGGCUCCCGGAAGUGACCUUCAGCCCAGAUUGCCCUAAAGCUGUUGGAUGGGAAAAAAACCAGAAGGGAGGCAUGGGCCCGCGGAUGGUGAACCUCAGUGAGUGCAUGGACCCGAAGAGGUUAGCUGAGUCGUCGGUGGAUCUGAACCUCAAACUCAUGUGCUGGAGGCUGGUCCCGACCCUGGACCUGGACAGAGUUGUGUCAGCCAAGUGCCUGCUGCUGGGAGCCGGCACCUUGGGCUGUAACGUGGCCCGGACGCUGAUGGGCUGGGGCGUCAGGCACGUCACGUUCAUGGACAACGCCAAGAUCUCCUACUCAAACCCUGUGAGGCAGCCGCUCUACGAGUUUGAAGACUGCCUGGGGGGUGGCAAGCCCAAGGCCCUGGCAGCAGCAGACCGGCUGCAGAGAAUCUUCCCUGGAGUGAAUGCCAGGGGUUUCAACACGAGCAUCCCCAUGCCUGGGCACCCUGUCAACUUCUCCAGCAUCACCCUGGAGCAAGCCCGCAGGGACGUGGGGCAGCUGGAGCAGCUCAUUGAGAGCCACGAUGUUGUCUUCCUGCUGAUGGACACCAGGGAGAGUCGCUGGCUGCCCACCGUCAUCGCCGCCAGCAAGAGAAAGCUGGUCAUCAAUGCUGCCCUGGGGUUUGACACAUUUGUUGUCAUGAGACAUGGCUUGAAGAAACCAAAGCAGCAGGGAGCUGGGGACGUGUGUCCGUGCCACCCUGUGGCAUCUGCUGACCUCCUGGGCUCGUCGCUUUUUGCCAACAUCCCUGGUUACAAACUUGGCUGCUAUUUCUGCAAUGACGUUGUGGCUCCGGGAGAUUCAACCCGGGACCGGACCUUGGACCAGCAGUGCACUGUGAGCCGUCCGGGCCUGGCCAUGAUCGCGGGAGCCCUGGCGGUGGAGCUCAUGGUUUCUGUCCUGCAGCACCCAGAGGGGGGCUACGCCGUCGCCAGCAGCAGUGAGGACCGCAUGAACGAGCCUCCCACCUCUCUGGGGCUUGUGCCCCACCAGAUCCGGGGAUUUCUGUCACGGUUUGAUAAUGUCCUUCCUGUCAGCCUGGCGUUUGACAAAUGUACAGCUUGUUCUUCCAAAGUGCUUGAUCAGUAUGAACAAGAAGGAUUUAAUUUCCUGGCGAAGGUGUUUAACUCUUCACAUUCGUUCUUAGAAGACCUGACCGGCCUUACACUGCUGCAUCAGGAGACCCAGGCUGCCGAGAUCUGGGACAUGAGCGACGAGGAGACCCUCUGAGACCACCGCUGAGGCGCGCUGGGGCAGGACAGCAGCCGGGACGGGUGACUCCAGGCCUGCGCGUCCCCGCCCCAAGCCCGAGGACCAGGACCCUCACCCCAUCCCACGUCCUGCCCGUCCUGCCUGCAAUAAUAACCUCAGCUUUGGCACCACA
Molecule: messenger RNA, 2338 nt
Organism: Chinchilla lanigera (long-tailed chinchilla)
Lineage: Eukaryota; Metazoa; Chordata; Mammalia; Rodentia; Chinchillidae
Gene: Atg7
Product: autophagy related 7
Exons: 19
Coding region: 85-2184 (699 amino acids)
Biological process (GO): protein modification by small protein conjugation; autophagosome assembly; cellular response to nitrogen starvation
Cellular component (GO): phagophore assembly site; cytoplasm
Molecular function (GO): Atg12 activating enzyme activity; Atg8 activating enzyme activity
Source: RefSeq, a predicted model, not a curated record